GAGGGGAGGGGAACCCACCUGGCUCAGAAGACUUUGACUCUUGUUAGUCAUGGACUCACUAGGCUGCUGAGAAAGAUCCAUCACAUCUGCUAGACCCAGUCAAGGGAAGACAGCCUCCGUGAGAAGUCAAGCAUGAAAAUCGUGAAUUGAAGAGUGUGUGUGUGUGACCAGACCAGGAUCUCCAAAUCUCCAGAAGAUGUGUGACCAACCAAAAUGCAACCCAUGCUGCCCACCAAAAUGUGUUCGAUGCUGCCAGCCAAAAUGCAAUCCAUGCUGCCAACCGAAAUGCCCUCAAUGCUGCGUCCAGCCAAAAUGCCCUCAAUGCUGCCAGGCAAAAUGCACUCAGUGCUGCCAGCCAAGACCCCCGUGUUGUACUCGGCCUAAGUGCUGCUGUACAGACCCCAGGCCCGAGUGCACGUCCUGUGACAAAGAGGCUGAUUCCAACUCAUCCGAAAACCAGGGCAAGGGCUCUCAACAGCAGCCCCAAAGUCCAGGUUCGGGGCAGAAGAAGUCAAACAAGUAGAUUGUCUCUGGAGCCAUGUCCCCCACUUUGUAGGGUGGGGCAUCACUAAGGAUCUAGCUCAGUAUGUUUAGAAAAGCUGCUUUCCCGUUGACUACCAUUUCCACCCAAGUAGAGGCCCUGACUCUUUUCAUAGCCACCAAUUCUAGGUAAACCUCCAUCUGGAAAUGUAAGGUUGAAAAGGCAGGAAUUAUCUUCCCUAGUGAUCCUGACAUUUAGACAGCACAGAAAUAAAGAGCAAUGAAAAAAGAA
Molecule: messenger RNA, 772 nt
Organism: Microcebus murinus (gray mouse lemur)
Lineage: Eukaryota; Metazoa; Chordata; Mammalia; Primates; Cheirogaleidae
Gene: SMCP
Product: sperm mitochondria associated cysteine rich protein
Source: RefSeq, a predicted model, not a curated record